Messenger RNA from Syzygium oleosum, 957 nucleotides. RefSeq lists its product as uncharacterized. Lineage: Eukaryota; Viridiplantae; Streptophyta; Magnoliopsida; Myrtales; Myrtaceae. Bases 231 to 785 code for a protein of 184 amino acids. The transcript has a single exon. The record is from RefSeq and is a predicted model, not a curated record.
UCUUCAGUCUUCACAGACAUUAUAUAACAACAGCAUCGCACACCUGACAAUUCCAAAGUAAAGAUCAAGAAGCUUAUACUGGUCUUUCGUCUCGCUUCCUCUUCACCCUCUCUUUCUAUCUCGCACUUGCUUAUUUACACCACGAAGAAAGCAUCUUCUCCGCUGUUGGGCUUGCGCUCGUUUGCCAUUCGUCGUCCUUGCCGUCCUUGUAACACGCCCUGCGUCCAGAAAUGGCGAGCAGGGACUCCGGCAUUGCCCGCAGAGCUUGGGACAUGCUCCGCCUCGCUCUGCUGUGGCUGACGAGAGGCGGCGUGUUCAGGCGGCUCCUUGCGGUCAAGUUCCGGCUCGCAGUGACUAGGUUCGUCGAGAGCAUCGGCAGUGGCUGCGGCCGCCGCAGCUCGAUGCCUCGAGAUAGAAUCCGCUAUGGGGAGCACGAGUUCUCGUUUGACGAGACUCCGAUCUUCCGCAUCAAGAUGCACCGUCCCAGAGGAUCCAUGAUGUCCCACUUCCGCCUCCCUCGCAUCCCCUGCAUCAGCCCGGAUGUCGAUUUCGACCGUGGCUUCUUUGAGCACGACAAAGACGGCGACUGGGAGAGGAAGAGCUUGGUUGGCGAUCGAGACGGAGGAGAAUGCAUGUGCGAUGGAAAGGCAUCGGAAUCGUGCGAAGGAGAAGGGAUUGACGUGAGAGCAGAGGAGUUCAUAGCAAAGUUCUAUGAGCAGAUGAAGCUGCAGAGGCAGAUUUCUUACUUACAGUACACGGAGAUGCUCAACAGGGCCGCCAGCUGAAUCAUAAGUCCACAGUACCCUUCUGGUUCUGCGUUUUUUGCUAAGCGUGCGACAUGUUUGUACAGACUGGAGCUUUAACACGUCUUGAGUAUUGAGUUUCAUUGUUCACCAUCUUCAAUGUCCUCGUUCACUUCAGUGGAUUUCAUUUCUUAUAUAGUUAUAUUCAUAUUCA